Molecule: messenger RNA, 693 nt
Organism: Trichoplax adhaerens
Lineage: Eukaryota; Metazoa; Placozoa; Uniplacotomia; Trichoplacea; Trichoplacidae
Exons: 7
Coding region: 1-693 (230 amino acids)
Biological process (GO): proteasome-mediated ubiquitin-dependent protein catabolic process
Cellular component (GO): proteasome core complex, alpha-subunit complex; proteasome core complex; nucleus
Source: RefSeq, a predicted model, not a curated record
AUGUUCAUGACACGCUCGGAAUAUGACAGGGGUGUUAACACCUUUUCUCCAGAAGGUCGAUUAUUUCAAGUUGAAUAUGCUAUCGAAGCUAUAAAGCUUGGCUCUACUGCCAUUGGUAUAAAGACCUCCGAAGGCAUUGUUUUAGCUGUCGAAAGAAGAAUAACUUCUCCACUGACUGAGCCAGAGAGUAUGGAAAAAAUUUUAAAAAUCGAUAAUCAUAUUGGUUGCGCAAUGAGUGGCUUAAUUGCUGAUUCUCGUACUCUGGUGGAUACUGCUCGGGUUGAAUCCCAGAGUCAUUGGUUUACAUAUAACGAGACAAUGACAGUGGAGAGUGUUACUCAUACUGUUUCUAAGUUAACACUACAGUUUGGAGAUGACGACGCCGGUGCUGGAGCUAUGAGUCGGCCAUUUGGCGUAGCUUUACUAUUUGCUGGAAUAGAUGAAAAAGGUCCACAGCUAUUUCACCUUGAUCCCUCUGGCACUUAUUUUGAAUGCGAAGCCAAAGCUAUCGGUUCUGGCUCAGAAGGGGCACAAUCACAAUUACAUGAAUUAUAUCACCAAAAUAUGAAUAUGAAGGAAGCUUUAAUCACGGUUUUAACCAUACUUAAACAAGUAAUGGAAGAAAAAAUUGACUCAAAUAAUGUUGAGGUAAUGCUUAUUGCUAAUGUUCAACGGGGUAAUUUUCUGCACUAA